Messenger RNA from Poeciliopsis prolifica (blackstripe livebearer), 4021 nucleotides. RefSeq names its product anionic trypsin-2-like. Gene Ontology annotation, biological process: proteolysis. The record is from RefSeq and is a predicted model, not a curated record. The transcript is spliced from 7 exons. Lineage: Eukaryota; Metazoa; Chordata; Actinopteri; Cyprinodontiformes; Poeciliidae. Gene Ontology annotation, molecular function: serine-type endopeptidase activity. The coding region runs from base 475 to 1251 and encodes 258 amino acids.
GGAUGGAUGGACGGACGACUGGAUGGAUGGACAGAUAGGAGGAUCGAAGGACGGAGGGAUGGAAGGACAGACGGACGGCUGGAUGGAAGGACGACCGGAUGGGAGGAUCGAAGGAUGGACGGACAGAUGGAUGGAAGGACAGACGGAACUUUUUCACGUGGGAUUUCAUUUUUCUGUUUCCUGUUGGUUUUACAUCUUCUGCAGCACAUAUGUCAAAGUCAAGGCUCGCGGGCCGAAUCCGGCCAAUGAAGCCGCUGCAGCACGAGUGGCUUCAUUUCAUCAGCAAUCAGAGUGGAGAUCAACUUUCAGGUCCCCCUCCUCAGAAAUGGUCAAACGUGCUUAUGCUACAACUCCAGUUCAAGGACAGAUCAGUGUUCCUCCUGUGAUUGGUGGCUUCCUGUCCAGCAGGAAAUUGUGAACAGAGGUUAGAAGCUGCUGCAGGACUGCAGAUAUUCACAGGAAGCUGGACCAGCAAUGGCUCUGCUGAAGGUUCUGCUGCUGCUCGGGCUGGGUGCUUCAAUGAACUCACAUGUUUCUCUACAGAAGAGAAUCAUUGGAGGUCAUGACUGUGAUGACAAAGAGCAUCUUUAUCAUGUUCGGCUGGAGGGCGACAAUGGUACUCAUACGAGUGUGUGUGGAGGAUCUCUGAUCCACCCUGAGUGGAUCCUGACUGCAGCUCACUGCUGGAAGUCAGACCAAGGGUGGACUAACAUAGUAAAGUUAGGAGUUCAUCCACGGACUGCUCAACAGGUGAAACAGAUAAUCCGAAACAAUCCUGUGAUUUAUGUUGACCAACGACAUCUGGAGCCUGACAUCAUGUUGCUGAAGCUUCAGAGACCAGUAAGAAAUAUCCAUCCUGCUCGGCUACCAAGAUGCAACAAUCGUCUUAAAAUUGGUGCUACAGUUCAGCUGGCAGGAGAGGGAGGAAUGACAACCGGCCCCAGUAAUCGGCGAUUACUCAGUGCUUCUGUUCCACCACAUCUUCAGUGUGUCGACAUGAAAGUUAUUGCUCUUUACUUCAUGCCGCCACAUGGGCAUGUGUUCUUCAUUGAAGCACCGAACAAAGAUUCAUGUCUUGUAAGUUUGUCUCUUCAGGUGACUGGUGGUGGAGUGAUCUACACAACGAAAAUUUAUGGUGUGAUUUCUGAAAUUGGAGAAGACCAUGCAUGUCGGACACCAGCUUUAAUCGUGGAUGUUUGUGAAUACAUGUUGUGGAUAAGGAAAACAAUUAGGGUUAAUACACAACCAUGAACUGAGACUAGGAGCUCAUAUAGACAUUAUCUCCCAGUAACAGAUAUUUGGACAACUACUAGAGAUAUAAAACGUAAUCUGAAAUUAUUUAUAAUUAAUCCAGUGGCGGAGCCAAAGGGGUGGCCAGGGUGGCACUUGCCACCCCCAACAGAGCCCUUGCCACCCCUACUGCCACCCCACUGGAAAUGGUCAUUUUAAAAUAUAAUACUUAUGAGAUCGGCAAAGAUUUGCCAGGAAAACUGUAAUUUCCGACUAUCCCUGAAGGCAGCCCGAUGCCCGACGCUGUUCAUUGGUUAAACUGACGUGGGUCCUUCUUGAUCCAAAACACAUCCGUGGCUUUAGAGUUACACCGUCUAGGAGUUUUGCAGGUAUUUACAACAUGUUACCGCUCAGCGGUAACCAAUGUUACCUUCCUAACGAGAGGCGGCACUUGUCAUACAUUUCUAAAAAGAAAAAUGGUUGUGCACCGCUGCGUAGUCCCUCAUUUAUUAUAUUAGCCAUGCUAGUGCUGAUAGAUCGUGUUUUAGACUGAUUCUUUUAACAUAUGUUUUAGUGCACAUGCUGCCCUCUAAUGUUUUAUAUCUCCCAGCUCUUGCUUGAAAUGUGUGGUAAGAAUAUGUGAAAAACCAUUAAGUUUAAUAAUGACUGAAAUGUAAGUAGGCUAUGUCAUAUGAAAGCUUUGAAUUAUAACCUCACUAGUUUUAUUAAUUAAUUUUGAACGAAAGGAAACACAUAUUUUUUCCUUUCGUUCAUUUGUAUAUGGACCCCUCUGAUAAAGCCUUGCUCACCCUUUGGCCACCCCUUGAAAAAAAGUCUAGCUCCGCCACUGAAUUAAUCCAUGUCUCAUUAUAAUCAGAGAGCAAAACCUGCACAUUUAAAUUCUACUUACUUCGGAGAGAAGACCACCGGGACACAAGACAAGGCGUUCCAGAAUGACUUGUUCCAGCCAACGAAUCAUUACGCCACACAGUGAUAAUUUUUUAAACCAUGUAAUCUCAUCUUUAUUGCUCAAAAAUGCACAAUACACAAUCUAUAAACAAUUUUGGGGUAUUAUAAAGAAGUACUGAAAUAUUCUGUUUUCCAACUAAAUAACAUCUUUGCCACUUAGCCAUUAACACUGUGACAAACAUUCAGAAGAUUAAUACAUUGGACUCCAAGCAAAAAUCAUAUGACCCAGCUUUCCACCAGCAUUUAAACGCACCACCUGCGCACAAAUAUGAGUCUGUCCUGAAGCUGAAAUGAGUCUCAAAAAUCCUUGUGCACUGGUAACCGGAUCUGAGUUGUAAAUGCAGUUUUGUCUGUGUGCAUCAGGCGACUCAUGCAUUCUUAACACAUGUAGAGAUGGGAGAAGGUAAUAAAUUUGUAAUUAUCAGAUUUGAGGUUGUAGUUAAAAUGUUUGUGUGUAGAAAUUUAAUGUUUGUAGAAAUUGUAAUUGUGUGUGUACUUUUAUGUUAUAUUCAUAAUUUCUUCAUACUUGUCAUUGCAUUUAACCACAUAUUUACCAGUAACUGGAGUUACACACAAAUGUUCUUUUUAUGGUUUACAAAUCAUGUUUCACAGUGUUGGAAAUAUUAGUUUAAUUAAGCUAGUUUUAAUGAUGUUUAACUUUAGCGCAUGUUGAAAUAUUGGAUGGAUCAUGACUGUUUUGAGUAGGCCUCAGUUUAGAAUCAAUACAUAACUUAAUCAGUAGAACUUUUUCCUAGACAUAAUGAUCAUGAUUUGAUUUAAAUGAGUCUAAUCAGUAGUUUGCUGUAUUAGAUCCCAUUCUUAAGAGUGUAUAUAUCAUUAUAACCAAAGAAGUAGAAAACUAAUCAGAAAAUAUUGAGUGUAACAGAUAUUUUGGUAUUGAAACUGCUCAUGUCUGCUUUAUAAGAGUUUAAAUGCUAAUCUUUAUAAUCAAAUCUGUUGUUUGAUGUACUAGGUCAGAAGAGAUGUCAGGAGAGCUCUGUGCAGUUCAGGAACCAAUUUGAGGUAGUUUGAAAGGACGAAAAACACAGAUAGCUGAUACACUUCGAGUAAAAUGUUUCCGUAUGAAAUGAAGACAUCUAUCAUUCGUGGUUCGAGAAAGUGUGCAGGGACGAUAGCUUAGACAGUGGAUACAUUCAACCUUGGGCCUUGGUAACACCUCCAUGGUCUGUGACAUACAAACAGCAACACGUCAUUAUGGGCAGACCAACACCUUAGAGAGGAAGUUGUAUGAGGAGAAAAUAAAGCUGAACUUGUGCUAUAAGAUUUGCUUCACUUGGAGUCAGCCCUAAGGUGAGCUGAGUGGAGCUGAGCGCUGCACGAUCAAUGUUAUACUCUUAUCUGUUCUAUUUGUGACUUAUAACAUCCCAGUACAUCUCAGGAUUGAUUUUAAGAUUCUUUUACUGGUUUAUAAACGUCUUAAUUGUCUUGAACCAUCAUACCUUGAAGAGCUGCUUUUACCUUAUGAACCCCUGCAGGCACUGAGUUGAUGUGGCACCGGACUAUUAACAGGUCCAAGAGUCAGAACACACACUUGUGAGGCUUCUUCCCAGUACUGUGUGUGACGGUGUGCCAGAGAACUUGAGGGAUAAUGAAAAUGUUGCUGUCUUUGAGAGCAGGCUCAAAGCCCAUCAUUUUAACUGCAUUUGCUGAAUUGAAUAAUUUCUGUUUAGUUUGUGCAUUUUUCAUGCGUAUGGUUUCUUAGUAUUGAUCUGUACAGCACUUUGAGCUGCUUUUAGUAUGAUGGGUGCUUUAUAAAUAUGAUUGAUUGAUUGAUUGAUUGAUUGAUUGAUUUCCUGCAUUA